AUGUCUUUUUUCGAUCGCCCGCCUGCCCCGCCCACCAAACUCGGUGUCUAUCGGACUCUCUCCCCGAACGCUGGAAUCCAUGUCUCGCCGCUGCAGCUUGGGGCUGGGAGUAUUGGCGACCAGUGGCAAAAGCUCGGGAUGGGUGCCAUGAACAAAGAGGACAGCUUCAAGCUCUUGGACGCCUAUUACGACGCUGGUGGCAACUUUAUCGAUACCGCGAAUGCAUACCAAGAUGAGACGUCCGAGUUGUUCAUCGGUGAAUGGAUGGAGCAGAGGGACAUCCGGGACCAGAUCGUCCUCGCAACCAAGUUUACAAUGAACUUCAAAGCCCGGCGGAACGUCACGCAGCAGGUAAACUACGCUGGGAACAACGUCAAGUCAAUGCACCUCAGCGUCGAUGCGAGUCUCAAGAAACUCCGCACAUCGUACAUCGACAUCCUCUACGUCCACUGGUGGGACUGGGACACGAGCAUCCGCGAGCUCAUGGACGGGUUACACAAUCUCGUCGCGCAGGGCAAGGUCCUCUAUCUCGGCGUCUCAGACACGCCCGCCUGGGUCGUGUCUCAGGCGAACCAGUACGCGCUUGACCACGGCAAGUCGCCGUUCGUCAUCUAUCAGGGCGCGUGGAACGUCAUGGACCGAUCUUUCGAGCGAGAAAUUCUUCCUAUGGCCCGCGAACAUGGCAUGGCCCUCGCGCCCUGGAACGUCCUCGCGCAAGGGAAAUUCCGCACAGACGCCGAGGAGGAAGCACGUCGGGUCUCUGGAGAGAAGGGACGCAUGAUAAUGAGCUCGGAAUGGGAGAGAAACGAGAACGAGAAGAAAAUUUCGCAUGCGCUCGAGAAGGUCGCUGGCGAGGUCGGGGCUCAGAGCAUCGCUGCAGUCGCGAUCGCCUAUGUGAUGCACAAGGCGCCGUACUGUUUCCCCAUCAUCGGAGGCAGGAAGGUCGAACACCUCAAAUCCAACCUCGAGGCCCUCGAAAUCUCGCUAUCCCCGGCCCAAAUCGAAUUUUUGGAGAAUGUGUUGACAUUUGAUCCUGGUUUCCCCGCCAGUCUGAUUGGGGAUGGCACUUCGUACAGCGGCUUGAUGCUUACCGCUGGACACUUUGAUCGGGUACCCCGUUUGAAAAGCAUCCCGCAUUUCAAAAACUGA
This is a messenger RNA of Mycena citricolor, 1149 nucleotides long. Lineage: Eukaryota; Fungi; Basidiomycota; Agaricomycetes; Agaricales; Mycenaceae. The record is from the annotation of a GenBank genome assembly.